UGCCCGCCCGCGUGACGUAGCCGGAAGUGAGACGCCGAUGACUUCCGCCAGAACACACGUGAAGGAGUAGAGCUGCGUGUCCCCGGUUAUUGGCCACCAUGUUAGACCAUGAAGAGGAGAGCACAUCAGACUCCGACAUUGAUCCUUCAGAGCUGACAGAUAAAGAGUUACAAGCAGCAUUUUCACAAGGGAAGCUGAAGCCUGGAUUAAAUGUGGUGCUUGAAGGAAAGAAGGUUCCAUCAAAUAAUGUGAGUGGACUGAAACAGUGUCUUAAAGAUCUGAAGAAGGUGCUGCCCUGGGUGGAGCGGCUGGAUGUCACGACUCCUAUACCAGACGCGCCACAACAGAACGGGGAGGGGGCUCAGGACCCGGCUGUGGAUGCAGAGGAUGAUUUCCAGCGGGAGAUGUGCUUUUACAGACAAGCGCAGGCUGCCGUGCUCUUUGCGCUGCCUCUUCUUCAGAAGUUGAAAAUCGCAACCAGGCGUCCUGACGAUUACUUCGCCGAGAUGGCAAAAACAGACCAACACAUGCAGAAGGUCCGUCACAAACUUCAAACCAAACAGGCGGCAAUGGAGAAAUCUCAAAAAGCAAAACAGCUUAGAGAGCUGAGGAAAUACGGUAAAAAGGUGCAAACUGAGGUUUUACAGAAGAGACAGAAAGAAAAAUCAAACAUGAUGACCCAAAUUAAAAAAUACCAGAAAGGUCUUUCUGAUAAACUGGAUUUUCUAGAGGGCGAUCAACCGCAAAAGAAAACUAGCGUCGCAACACAAAAGGCGAAGAAAGGAUCCAGUGCCAAGAGACAAUACAAGGACCAGAAAUUUGGCUUUGGUGGGAGGAAGAAAGGCUCAAAGAGGAACACGAAGGAAAGCUUUAAUGAUGUGUCUGGUUUCCGGGCGAGCACGGCACAUGGAAGAGGUCCCCAUAGGCCUGGGAAGAAAGGAGGCAAAAAUGCCAACAAAAGACCUGGUAAGAAGGUGAGGCAGAAGAUGAAGAGUAAGGGAAGAUAAGGAUCUGUGUUAUGUGAGACAUCACCAGCAGUGGCAUCGACCUAUCGGCUGUAGCAGGAUGUGGCUGAAUAUCGUUACUCUCUGGGUAUUAGGAGAGAACACUGGAGACUUUUAUUUCACUUGAACAUCACGUUCCUCAGAGGCUGCAAAUGUUGCACAUUAUUACAGCGGAGUGUCUUCUCCAGGGACGCCGCUGGUCUCUCCGCAGUUUGCAGCUCAUUUUAUACAUAAAUAUUUCUUGAUGGUUCUAUUAAAUGUGUGGAAGGAAGUGAAGUGUAUUCCAGCUCUCUGCUUUCAGGGAAAGUGGUGAGAUGUCCUUUGGCUGCUUGCCUACCAACAUAGUGUCACUACUACCUAAUGUACUGAAUUUUUUUCUUCACUUUUCUAAAACGGCUGUAGAAUGAGAGGUGUGAGCUGCUUCUCAUUGGUCACCUUGUCGUCUCCCCCCCCCCCCCCCUUCUAUUCAAUGAUGCUGCACAGCCUCAAUAUAAAUCCAGGCCAGUGAGGCUAACUACUGAGCCAGUGCAGCAGUGGCAGUGCACUAGGUGGCAGUGCAGCUUAGCAGAGUCAUUAUGGCUGUGGGACACCUCACUGAGCCCUGCGGUGUUAUACUGACUCUGGAGUGAAUUCAAUUGGCACCUGAUGUACAGCUGAGCACACAUCCUCUUUCAUCCUAUCUAUGGAACACUGCCAAAACUGUGGAUUUAAAGGGGGUGCGGAGGAGUAGGCACUAAAUAGUUAAACUAUUGGAGCUGAUUUUCCUGCACAUCUCUAUGGCUGUAAAUCAAAAUCAUUGACAGAGAGUUCCAGCAAUAUGUCAUUCUGGAGAUCUACUUAUGGCACAUCACUCCCAAUUGAAUCACCCCUGUGCAUUGAUUUGGGAUUGUAUGAGCGGAGUACCCACCCCCCUCCAUCCUCCUCUUCAGACCAGAAGCAGGGCAGGCAGAGCCUCCUACAGCUACAAGAUGGAGGCUGCUGUGGCUGUAAAUGGAAAGGUGAUUUUUCUCCACAGCUUCAUAAAAGUAGGUGGUGAGGGGGAAGAGACAUUUUACUUAGGGUUUAAAUAAACAGAACGUUUCAUUUUUUUUUUUUUUGAAUGGCUACUAAAUUGUAGCUGGAUGUAUUCAGGGAAAUAAAGAUGAAGUGAUUCAUAAAGUU
This is a messenger RNA of Pseudophryne corroboree (corroboree frog), 2165 nucleotides long. It is a transcript of the gene EBNA1BP2, whose product is annotated as EBNA1 binding protein 2. The coding region runs from base 99 to 1007 and encodes 302 amino acids. The transcript has 10 exons. Gene Ontology annotation, biological process: ribosomal large subunit biogenesis; rRNA processing. The record is from RefSeq and is a predicted model, not a curated record. Gene Ontology annotation, cellular component: nucleolus; nuclear periphery; preribosome, large subunit precursor. Lineage: Eukaryota; Metazoa; Chordata; Amphibia; Anura; Myobatrachidae.